UUUAAAUCCCUUGACCGUUAAUGAAAUGCCCUUUCUGCCUCUACUCUCUCUCCUCUGUAUCAUUUCUCCAACUGUGGAUUCCCUUCCUUGCUUUUAUCCCUUUUCAGGAAAAAAAAAUUGAAAGGAGCGUGGUUAGGAAUGGGAACUGUGAUUAGUAAAGCUGCAAAUGAGAUUGGAGGUGUCCUUGGCAAUGCGUUUGCUUCUCCUUUCAAAACUAUUCUUGAAGCAUCAUGCGAGGAAAUUUGUGCAGGGCCGUGGGAUGUAAUCUGUUUUAUCGAGCAUUUGUGCGUCUCCAAUCUACUGAAGUUGUUGAUGAUCUUGGGCCUCUGCUACAUAACUUUAAUGUUCUUGUACCUGUUGUUCCAACUGGGGAUUUGCCAAUGCAUAGGAAGAAGCCUUUGUAACAUGUGUUGGGCUGCAUGUGAGACCUACUGCCUUUCGUUACAAUACAUAUGCUGUUUUCUGUGGCACAAAUUAAAGAACACAAAGCGUGUGCGUCGGAGGCGUUUUCGAGACAUUGAAAGAGGAGGCUACACUUCAACCUCUGAAAACGGCUAUUCUCAUAAUUACGAUCACCACCACCACCAUCAUCUAAGUGUUGGUACGAAGCGCAAGUCAACACGGGAAGGAAGAAAGUUUCCGAUGCAGAGGUCUCGCCGCCGCCAUCAUGUCAGGUUGACGACUAGGGAAGUCUCUCUUCAUGUUAAGGGUGGAUCGCGAAGGCCAAGGAAUUCCAGGCGGCUGGAAUUAGUUAGACUGAAAAAUCAUCCAAGAAAUGUUGCAACUUUCAAGAGGAGACGCAUCAGGUGAUCACGCAAGUAAAAGUUUUGGUUUUGGCAGAAUUUAAACCAGAAAAAAGGGAGAAUUUUUUUAGGCAGAAUUUUCUAUGCUUGUAAAUAUGCUGCAUCAAUGGAAACUCGGAGCAGUAGCUCUUUAAUUCCCUUCCAUUUUCAUAAAGGAUUUGCCCUUGGCAUCGAGAGAGGAUCCUGUAUCCUAGACAUUUACUUUUUCAUAUCUGUAUUGCAUAUGAGAUAUGAUUGGUUUUCUAGAA
Messenger RNA from Jatropha curcas, 1051 nucleotides. RefSeq lists its product as uncharacterized. NCBI's taxonomy places the organism in Eukaryota, Viridiplantae, Streptophyta, Magnoliopsida, Malpighiales, Euphorbiaceae. The record is from RefSeq and is a predicted model, not a curated record.